Cajanus cajan (pigeon pea) is the source of this 1533-nucleotide messenger RNA. RefSeq names its product embryo defective 1379. The record is from RefSeq and is a predicted model, not a curated record. Gene Ontology annotation, biological process: double-strand break repair via homologous recombination. Gene Ontology annotation, cellular component: nucleus; Smc5-Smc6 complex. Gene Ontology annotation, molecular function: ubiquitin-protein transferase activity. NCBI's taxonomy places the organism in Eukaryota, Viridiplantae, Streptophyta, Magnoliopsida, Fabales, Fabaceae.
GAAUACAAAUAUUUUCUCUUCCCGCCACACUUUGGAUAUUUCUCUCUCUCCGCGCAACCAAAUGCUUGAACUUCCCCACGCGACAGUUUCCUUCUUCCCCUUUCUCUAUGACGUGAGUUACUGAGCGCAUUUUCCCCGUGUCAGAAUCUUCAUUAGGGUUUGUGAAAGAAUCAUGUCGAGCGCGUUAAGCUGGAGACACCAUGUCGUGAUUCAAGCUCUGUUGUCACGAGGCCCGCUCAUGGAGAAGGACUUGCACUCCAUGUUUGAAGAACUCACCCAGAGAAACCCAGGCACUGAUCCACAACUGUUUGAUGGUUUUAUUCUGAAAAUAAACAAGGCGCUUAGUUUUGCUAAUUUUGAGUUGCGUGCCUGCAUAGAUCAAUAUGAUGGUCAAGUUUAUUAUGGGGUGGUGAAUACUGUUUCAGAUGAACAUUCCAAGUUUGGCACGAAGUAUACUGUUCCUCAAAUUGCCUUUUAUAAGGCCAUUAUUGAAGCAAUAGUACAAGAUGCCUCUGCAAACGGUGUUAUCUCCAGCAUUCGUGCUCUCAAUCUUAGUUUGGAUGGUCAGGUUACAGUUGCGUCAGAUCCACAAUCUCAAGGAGGCCAGCCAAAUGUCCCAUCAUCAUUGAAGAAUUUCAGUUUGUCUCAAAAGGAAAAAACCCUGCAAGAACUAGUGCGGGACCAGUGGCUUAACUUAACAACAGAUGGUAUUAUUAAACUUGGUUUGAAGUCAUUCCUUGAUCUUCGCAGUUGGUUCCGGAACAAUGAUGUUACAUCCUGUCAUGUAUGCAAUGAAGCUGGAAUAAAGGCAGAGUUAUGCCAAAAUGAAAACUGUACUGUACGGAUUCAUCAGUACUGCCUGAAGCAACUUUUCUUGCAGAGAAAGGUUGCAAAAGUUUGCCCAACUUGUGGCACUGGAUGGCCAUAUACGGUACCCCAGGCAGAGGCCGUGCAGACUGAAGAUGACAAUGAACCUAGAGGAAGCCAACAAGUGACUAGUUCUGAACGAAAGAGGCAUAGAGCCAAUAGGGUUGUUGAUGAUGAUGUUGGAUGCAGCAAUCAGGAUGAGCUGAAUGAUGGUAGAGAAAGCCAGCAUGGUAAUGGAUUGGUACGGAAAAGGGGCAGAGCACGCAGAACUGAGGAUGCAGAUACAGGAGGUUCUGGUGCAUCUCAAUCUUCGGCAGCUAUUUCUGGUUCGAGAAGAGUAACUAGAAACUCUGCUCGUCUGACGUAAAUCAACAACGGUGCCUUCUUUUACUGCUGCUAGGUAUAUUUUGCUGCUGACUGUUGUAAUUUAAGCUGAACUUUUGUGGAUAUGUGAAUGGGUUCUUUAGUAAUGCAGUUAGCUAGUUUUAGUGACUAUUUCUUAAUCAGCAAUCGUGUUAUGUUAGGUUGACCUGUGGCUUGAAACGCCAACCUUCUAGUUCAGAAUACCAACAUGUAAAUUUGUGUUAGUGUCAAAGGAUCAUAUUAGAGUCAUUUUGAGGUAGUGACAUUAUUAUUUUGCUCAGCUUUGAUAUUUAAUUGUUUUUU